CCGCCGGACCGCCCGUCAGUCAGUCAGGCAGGCAGUUGGUCUGAGCUGCCUUUGGUCUCUGCAGCAUUCCUGAGCGCGCCCCCCUUGCUCCUUCUCGGUCAACGGCAGCGGCUGCACCAGCGGCGGCGCGGGCCCUUCGGGAGGCGCGGCGUGGGCCGAGAGACGGUUGCGGAGAGUCAAGCCCAGCGCGGCGGAGGCGGAGGCGGCGGCGGCCCGGCAGCCAACAUGGCGGCGGCGGCGGCGGCGGGCGCGGGCCCGGAGAUGGUCCGCGGGCAGGUGUUCGAUGUGGGGCCGCGCUACACCAAUCUCUCUUAUAUUGGCGAGGGCGCCUACGGCAUGGUGUGCUCUGCUUAUGACAAUGUCAACAAAGUUCGAGUAGCUAUCAAGAAAAUCAGUCCUUUUGAGCACCAGACCUACUGCCAGAGAACCCUGAGGGAGAUAAAAAUCUUACUGCGCUUCAGACAUGAGAACAUUAUUGGUAUCAAUGAUAUCAUUCGAGCGCCAACCAUUGAGCAAAUGAAAGAUGUAUAUAUAGUACAGGACCUCAUGGAAACAGAUCUCUACAAGCUCUUGAAGACACAACACCUCAGCAACGACCAUAUCUGCUAUUUUCUUUACCAGAUCCUCAGAGGGUUGAAGUAUAUCCAUUCAGCAAACGUACUGCACCGUGACCUCAAACCUUCCAACCUGCUGCUCAACACCACCUGCGAUCUCAAGAUAUGUGAUUUUGGCUUGGCACGCGUUGCAGAUCCAGACCAUGAUCACACAGGCUUCCUGACGGAGUACGUAGCCACCCGUUGGUACAGGGCUCCAGAAAUUAUGUUGAAUUCCAAGGGCUAUACCAAGUCCAUUGAUAUUUGGUCUGUAGGCUGCAUUCUGGCAGAGAUGCUAUCCAACAGGCCCAUCUUUCCGGGGAAGCAUUAUCUCGACCAGCUGAACCACAUUCUGGGUAUUCUUGGAUCCCCAUCACAGGAAGAUCUGAACUGCAUAAUCAAUUUAAAAGCUAGAAACUAUUUACUUUCUCUCCCGCACAAAAAUAAGGUGCCAUGGAACAGGCUGUUCCCAAAUGCUGACUCCAAAGCUCUGGAUUUACUGGACAAAAUGUUGACCUUCAACCCUCACAAGAGGAUUGAAGUGGAACAGGCACUGGCCCACCCAUAUCUGGAGCAGUAUUAUGACCCAAGUGAUGAGCCCAUCGCUGAAGCACCAUUCAAGUUUGACAUGGAAUUGGAUGACUUGCCUAAGGAGAAGCUCAAAGAACUCAUUUUUGAAGAGACUGCUAGAUUCCAGCCAGGAUACAGAUCUUAAAUUUGUCAGGACAAGGGCUCAGAGGACUGGACGUGCUCAGACAUCGGUGUUCUUCCCAGUUCUUGACCCUGGUCCUGUCUCCAGCCUGUCUCAGCUUACCCAUCUUGACUCCUUUGAGCCAUUCGGAGGAGCGGUUUCUGGUAGUUGUGGCUUUUAUGCUUUCAAAGAAUUCCUUCAGUCCAGAGAACUGUUUCUGGCACCCCUAUGUGUGUCACCCACUGGUGACCUGUGGCAGUAUGUACUUUCAGUGCACCUACUGCGUACCGUUGCUUUAGUCACUAAUCGCUUUCUGGUUUGAAAGAUGCAGUGGUUCCUCUCUCUCCUCCCGAAUCCUUGCUUACAUGAUGCCCUGCUGUCCCAUGCAGUUGCACCAGAGAUCAUUUUUUCACGUUGGCUCUCGUCACUGGCAUCUCACUUUAUGAUAGGGAAGGCUACUACCUUGGGCACUUUAAGUCAGUGACAGCCCCUUAUUUGCACUUCACCUUUUCACCAUAAUUGUUUCCCCAGAGCAGGAAUUCAUGGAAACACCUGGGAUGACGUUGCAGCCUGCAGCAAGUGCUCCCAUCCUGGGAACCUUAGGGGCACUUGUCAGCAUCUUUUCUUGUAUCAUGUUAGUCAUUAACAUUUAAAGUAUGUGCUGAUUGCCCAGCUUUUAGAAAACUCAGUCAUCUUUGUAAGUAAAAGAAAGGUACUGCACUUAGCAACUUCACUCUGUAGAUUUACUUUGGUUGUUUGUACCAUUUAUAGAGGUAUAACACUUGCCAAAAUGUGUUAUAUGCAGAACAGAGUGUUUGCAAGACUUAUGCAAAAAGCUUUAAAGUGGCAGCUUCACUGGGGAUUUAGUGAGAGACAAAGGUCACAGCAGGGCGCUGAGGAAAGUAUCUGCAGAAGUAGCCGGUAGGCUGCCUGAUGUCACUGGGUGGAGCUCCAUCCCAGGGGUUCCCAUGCCCCAAGCUACUUCACGUGGUGUGCCACAUCAGUGUAACCACAUUCGAUGCCUGGGGAUUUAGCAGAGGGUAAACACUGCGUCUUCAAAUGAGAAAGUGUACAAUUCUUUUUCUCCUACAGCAUGUCAGCAUCUCAAGUUCAUUUUUCAACCUACGAUAUAAAAGUUUGUAAUGAAGCCUUCAUGAGCUCAUGACAUGAAGCACUGUUCUGUCAUCAAGUGCUCUCAAAUGUUUCUGAUACUGCUGAGCUAAGCCCGUCAGAAAAAGUUAGCACUAAGUCAUGUUCAGAGCUCAGACCCUUACUUUCCUGAUCUCUCUAAGUAUUUGUCCCUGCCACUGUACACUGUGGCGUUGACUCGGUGUUCUGUCCCAGUGCGGUGCCUCCUCUUGACUCCCCCACUGCUCUCUGUGGUGAGAAAUUUGCCUUGUUCAAUAAUUACUGUACCCUCGCAUGACUGUUACAGCUUUCUGUGCAGAGAUGACUGUCCAAGUGCCACAUGCCUAUGAUUGAAAUGAAAAAUCUAUUGUUACCUCUGAGUUGUGUUCCACGGAAAAUGCUAUUCAGCAGAUCACUUAGGAAUAAUUCUAUUUUUAGCUUUUCAUUUCUCUUGUUUGAUUUUUGACAGCAAUGAAGAAUGGGUUAUAUAAAGACUGCCUGCUAAUAUGAACAGAAAUGCACUUGUAAUUCAUGGAAAUAAAUGUACAUCUUCUAUCUUCAUAUUCA
Messenger RNA from Artibeus jamaicensis (Jamaican fruit-eating bat), 2979 nucleotides. It is a transcript of the gene MAPK1, whose product is annotated as mitogen-activated protein kinase 1. Gene Ontology annotation, cellular component: nucleus; cytoplasm. Lineage: Eukaryota; Metazoa; Chordata; Mammalia; Chiroptera; Phyllostomidae. Gene Ontology annotation, molecular function: MAP kinase activity; ATP binding. The record is from RefSeq and is a predicted model, not a curated record. The coding region runs from base 226 to 1308 and encodes 360 amino acids. The transcript is spliced from 9 exons. Gene Ontology annotation, biological process: protein phosphorylation; intracellular signal transduction.